ACUACUUUGCUUCUGUCCUAAAGGGAUCUAAAACCGCGUUAAAUUCUCAAUUCGAAUCAUCCUCGAUCUCGUCGACUCCUUGUUUUCUUAUCUCGUAGGUUAAUCGAGAGAGCGGAGAGAAGAUGGUGGAGAGAACGAUGAGUCUAGGGUUCGGAGCCAACGGAGAAACCACCUCAGGGGUUAGAGAAACAAUGUGGGCGCAGCAAGAGCUUCUUCAGAAGAUCACUCAGGAGCUCGACGACGAACGAGAAGCCUCUUCGUCGGCUGCUUCAGAGGCCUUGUCGAUGAUCCUGAGGCUCCAGGGAGAGAAAGCAGCGCUGGAGAUGGAGACUAGUCAGUACAAGAGGAUGGCGGAGGAGAAGAUGUGCCAUGCUGAGACCUCUCUGACGCUCUUCGAAGAUCUGAUCUACAGCAAGGAGAUGGAGAUCGCGUCUCUCGAGUUUCAGGUUCAGGCUUACAGAUGUAAACUGCUCAGCGUUGGUUGCUCUGAUCCUGCCGUCGUGGAGAACAAGUUUCCGGAAAAUCUUGUCUUGUCUGGUGAUACGAGGAAGAUGAAGCGUAAUCUAUCGAGUCCUUUCGAUGGGAUGAGCAGUGAGAGAAGGAGGUUGCUUCUGUCUGCUGAUAGUAAUGGCGACGGUUUUGAGGAGAAGAGAGGUUCUUUAUCUCCUGGUGAAGACUUGAGCGUUUACUGGGAAGAGAUGAGGAGAAUAGACGACCAUGUUCGUGAGAUUUCAGACACGAGAGAUUCUCCCAAGGAGACUAAAUGGCCUUUGCUUAGGCGCAAGUCUAUGUCACAUGCGUUGGUUUCACAGGUCAGCAGUACUAUCCUGGAGUCAGCCAAGAGCGAUGUCAGUUCGAUAAUGGAGAUGAUGAAGAACCCUGAUAGAUUCUCUUAUUCGUCGGAGGAGUCUCGGUCUAUAAAUGUCUUUGAGGUUCCAAAGACAAAGGAGAGCCUUACAAUCAUCGAAGAAGAAGAGGAAGAAGAAUCACAACAGGUUAGAGGGAAGAAGAAUAUGGUGACUAGUAAGGCGCAGCCAAGCAUCAAGGAAGAACAUCUGAGUUUGUUAAAGGAGAUUAGAGAACAGGUCGGUGUAAUGCAGUCAGAGAUGAGAAGCUUAAGAUCAGAACUGCAUCAAACUCAACCUGUGUUGUCCCAUCAUCUUAAGGAGGAUCCAUCCCUAAACUCAGUUCAUGAGGCAAUGAUUCACUUCUGGCUCUAGAAGCUACAAAGCGUGGGCGGGCGUGGUUCUAGUUUCUUACUUACCAUUUUGUAUGUUUACUUGAAAAAGGGAUUUAAAAAAAAAGGAAAAAAAACUGAUAGAUUUGUAUGUAAUUCCAUUGGUCAUUGUGAUAACAAAAUCUUAAAAAUC
This is a messenger RNA of Raphanus sativus (radish), 1370 nucleotides long. RefSeq lists its product as uncharacterized. The coding region runs from base 123 to 1220 and encodes 365 amino acids. The record is from RefSeq and is a predicted model, not a curated record. The transcript has 3 exons. Lineage: Eukaryota; Viridiplantae; Streptophyta; Magnoliopsida; Brassicales; Brassicaceae.